Molecule: messenger RNA, 4384 nt
Organism: Pyrus x bretschneideri (Chinese white pear)
Lineage: Eukaryota; Viridiplantae; Streptophyta; Magnoliopsida; Rosales; Rosaceae
Product: probable disease resistance protein At5g66900
Biological process (GO): defense response to fungus
Molecular function (GO): ADP binding
Source: RefSeq, a predicted model, not a curated record
GAAAAAAGAUAGUACAUCACGCCAUUAUAUAAUCAGAGAAAAAUUUUAUUUUUGAAAUGUCUUUUUAUUUGUAUAAUCAUUCCGUGCUUCAUUCACGCCAUAAUAGAGUUCCAAUUUGGAAUUGCUGAAAUUAUUUAAAAUGCAACUUAUUAAAAAAUUUGUUGUAAGUUUGGUAAAUGCUAAUAAUACUCUGGGUUUAAAAUUACAGCCAAUAUCCUCGCUUGUCCUUUCCCCCUUUCUUUGUCGUCCUUCAAAUCGAAGGUUGGCGACCUUCAAUUACCUGGAGAAAUCAACUGUAAGCCAUAAUUCCUCUAAUGAAUUAGAGUAUGCUCUGCUCGUUUUCUGCUGAGUUUUCUUUAAAUCUUGAUCUUUCAGUGCUCACAUGGGAACAUAGAGAGAGAGAGAUUGAUGUUUUAUAGAAAGAAAGAACAAGGAAAAUGAAACUUAAGCUUUGUGUGGGAGAGAGAAGGUGAGUGAGACUGCAUGCGACGAAUCCAUCAAGUUUCGGACUUCAAUGGCGUCGUUGUGGUCUGAUCCGUCUGGGUUAUGGAGAUCGGACAUUGGAGCUCCUAGCUAGCGAUAAAUAUGGAGCUGUAGAUCCCAAGAGAAAUUGAAAUAUAUUGGAAUGGCUAUGGGGAAACGGGAUGAGAGAGAGAGAGAGAGAGAGAUUGGAUGGUUUGGAUUGUGCCGUGGGCUGGGAGGUCGCGGCGGCGGCGGAAGGAACCCAGGUAAAAGUAUUAGAAAUUUUUCAAUAAGGGCUGGUAUUUAUUUAAUUAAUCCAUGGCCUGGUAUUUGUUUAAUCAAUCUAUGGCCUGUUAUGUGUUUAAUUAAUUUCAAUAUGACUUAGAUUUUAGGUAAAAAUAUUAGAAAUUUUCUAUUAAACUAUUUGAUGGUCAUUACUUUUACGUAAGUGAAGACGUAGAAGAUAAACAUUGAAGAAAAAAAAAUGGAGAAGAUAAGCUUAUUAUAAAAAAAAUUAAAAUAAAUUAUCAUCCAACAUCAUGAUAUUUUAACUCACCUCUAUAUGGACUUUGUGUUCACGGCUGAAAUGGGUCUUAGAAAUAAAAUCAGAUUAGCACGGAUUCGUAUGAUAAAAUUUGUUACAUAUGUUUAAAGAUAAAUUAGAUAACGCAUGUUAUUUGAAUUCAUAAUCAAUCAAAUCUUGUUCAUUUUAUAUUUUGACACAAUAAAUAAUGAACUGGACUGAAGUCUAUUUUAGUACAUACAUACUCGCAUUUUGUGAACAAUUUCUCUUCAUUUUGUUGUAUUAUAAAGUGUUGAUUAUUGUAAAAAUUCUAAAAAAAAAAAUCAAUUAUGAGACAAUAAAAAAAAUAAUGUGGCAGUUUUAUUUUUAAAGUGGACAUUUUUCUAUUGUUAUUUUCUAUUUUUAGUUAUUAAAUGAAGUAUGUUAUACCUAUAUGGGUGUGAGAUUGGUAUAAAAUUUAUGUUCAUGUAAUUAAUAAAUUGUCGAUUUUUUUUUAAUUUUAUUUUUUAAUUUUAAUAAAAUGGUUAGAAUGAAAAUUUAUGAACGUUUGAUUGACAAUUAAAGUUAUAUUAAUAUGUAGUUUAGAUUUGUUACAACCUAUCCCAAUCUCAAAUAGGCGUAUAUAAAGUGAGAAGGCUAGGUAAAACUUUCAAAAUAUCUUAAAAAGCGUGUAGUGCCGGUUAUAAAAAAGAUCUUAUGAUUAAUUCUUUUUGUACACUUUUUGUAACAUGUAAGUUCAUAUUAGCACGUCGUGGUUCAAAAAAUACCUUAUACACACGCGUAUGAAGGCUAGUAUUUAAGAAAUUGAAUUUUAAUUUCACAACUAUCUUCAUUGAGUGCGUCAAUCUGAAAGACUAUUCAAGAACACUGUUUUUUUAAAAGUCAAACUAUUUUGACCGUGUGGUGUGUAGAUAUUUUAAAUAAGUUGAAUGCACGGUAAUAUCGAAGCAUGUGGCUGGUAAUUCGGUGUCUCGUAUCGCUUCCUGACGCCUAUAUAGAUGUGCUGAAACUCGGAGUCGAAAACAAACAACGCGCCUAACAUUCUCAGUGUCACAACAAACUAGAUUAUUUUACGUUCUCUCCGUAAAUCCAUUGGAAUUUCUGUUGUUCUUUCAUCACCCAAGAAGAGAUUACGUUGGUUUCUUUGAGGAAUAUUAAGACGGUGCUUCUCGAAUAGAAGAGUGUUUGAAGAUGAACAAUACUCAGCCUGAUGAAAUGCUUAAAUGUUCGUCUGCGGUGCCUGAACCGCCAUCGGUUACAGUCGGGUUGGAUUUGCCGUUGAAGGAGUUGAAGAUGAAGCUCCUUAGGGAUGAAAAGGUGUCUAUGCUUGUGCUGACUGCUGCUGGAGGAUGUGGGAAAACCACCUUGGCUCAAAUGUUUUGUCAGGAUCAACAAGUCAAAGAUACAUUCAAGAAUAACAUCUUUUUUGUCAAUGUCUCGAAAAAGCCCAACUUGGACCUUAUUGUACACCAACUAUAUCAACGGAAGGGGUCCGAGCUGCCUGCUUUCGAAAACGAAGUCAUGGCAGCUAACUGGUUGCAACAAUUUCUGAAGGAAUCAAGACAAAAUCCUCUACUGUUUGUCCUGGAUGAUGUUUGGUCAGGAUCAGAGUCCCUUCUUGAGAAGUUUGAUCAAUUCAAGUUUUCAAAUUACAAGAUUUUGGUUACAUCAAGAUUUGCAUUUCCAAGAUUCGGUUCUUCUUAUCAUUUGGCACCAUUGAAUGAUGAAGAUGCAAUGGUUCUUUUUCACCGUUCGGCAUCCUUGGAGGAUAAGAGCUCUUCUUACAACGAUCUUUCGAGAAAGAUUAUCAAGCGCUGUAAGGGAUGCCCACUUGCCAUUGCAUUGGUUGGGAGAUCACUUCGCGGCCAGCCUAUAGAAAUCUGGCAGAAAAGAGUAGUGGAAUGGUGCAAAGGUUCAUCUAUUCUUGAUUCUGACAAGGAUUUACUUGCUUGCCUCCAAAGCAGCUUAGAUGCCUUGGAUAACGAAAAGGCUAUCAUCAAGGAAUGUUUCCUCGAUCUAGGUUCUUUUCCGGAGGACCAAAGAAUUGCUGCUGCCGCCCUCAUUGAUAUGUGGGCGGAGUUAUAUGGUCUAGAUGAGGAAAUUUUGACCAUUGCCAACCUUCACGAGCUCACCGCCCGAAGUUUAGCAAAUCUUGUUGAUACAAGGCAUGAGAGGGAGGCGGAUGGCUAUUACACUGAACACUUUGUCACCCAGCACGACAUGCUUAGAGAGUUGGCGAUCCAUCAGGCGAGUCAAGACCCAAUAGAACAUAGGAAACGACUAUUUAUAAACAUAUGUGGGGACAAACUUCCUAAGUGGUGGACAGAACAAAAAUAUCAAGCGAUCAAGGCUCGACUAUUAUCUAUCUCAACAGAUGGAGCCUUCUCAGCAAAAUGGCCAAACAUGCAAGCACCUGAAGCAGAGGUUCUAGUUCUGAAUUUUCAAACAAAGAACUAUGCCUUACCUGAGUUUGUGGAGAAACUGGAUAAACUAAAGGUUCUAAUACUAAAAAAUUAUGGUUUGUUACCUGCUGAACUAGAUAAUUUUGAACUACUUGGUUCGUUAUCAAAUCUUAAGAGAAUUAGAUUAGAACGUAUUUCAAUUCCUUCCAUAAGCAAGGUCCUCAAACAGUUGAAAAGUCUGCAAAAGAUAUCUUUUUUCAUGUGUGAUAUCGGCCAAGGUUUCGUCCAAAUUUUAGAUGCACUGCCAAAUCUAAUGGAAUUGAACAUUGAUUAUUGCCAUGAUCUGGUGCAACUUCCUGCCAACCUUUGUGACCUUGUUCACCUUAAGAAGCUUAGCAUCACCAACUGUCAUAAGCUAUCUGUCUUGCCUGCAGACAUCGGAAAGCUAGUCAAUCUUGAAGUGUUGAGGCUUAGGUCAUGUGCAGACUUGUUAGAGUUGCCAGGCUCGAUUAGGAACCUUAAAGUUUUGAAAUUUCUCGACAUAUCCGAUUGCUUUAGCAUAAAGGAGUUGCCCGAGGACAUUGGUGCAAUGUGCAGCAUGGAAAAGAUCAACAUAAGCCAGUGUUCAAGACUGAAAGAGCUGCCUGCUUCUGUUAUGGAUCUUAAGCAGUUGAACGAAGUGAUGUGCGACGAGGAGACGAAAACUUUAUGGGAACGCUUCUUGCCAUUUCUCACAAACAUACGCAUAAAGGUGAUCAAAGAAGAUAUCAACCUAAAUUGGCUCAACAAGCUUCCACCCUAAGGCCAUGGUCCUUCCGUCAAUGAGUAUUGGUGCAAUGUAUGCAACGUGAUUGUGUUUAAUGUUAUUUUUCCUUUGUAAUUUGCUUCUAUUUUAUGUUUUAUAUGAUUUUAAAUAACUUGGCGGUACUGUAGUAUUAUUGUAAGUACUCACCAUGGGUAUUAUUGUAAAAACAUGUAUGCACUCCUUGUUGUUCAA